AUGGCACCAGUGAGAAAGAAUAUGAUACAACACUUCACUCAUCCAAGCCAUCCUCUAACCUACAUUGCAAGAAAUACACAGUUUCUCUGUGAUGGAUGCAAGAUACUAGGAAACGGCAACAGAUACCGAUGCAGCACGUGCGAUUUCGAUUUGCACGAGUAUUGUGGCACGUGCCCAACCUACCUCUCAUCCUUCAUGCACCCCAUACACCAACUCACCCUAGCUGUUCGAAGACCCCAAGGUGCACGCCAUAACGAACGUGUCUGUGACGUGUGUGGUACACAUGUUAAUGGCUUGUUCUACAGGUGCAACCUGUGUGAUUUCGAUGUGCACCCUCUCUGCACACAAAUGCCACAGUACACUUGUCACCCUCUGCACCCAAACCAUGUUCUGAGGCUCCAACCUCAGCCAGGAACGUUAUCUUCUGGCCGGUGCAUGGUGUGCAACACGACGUGCAAUUUUUGGGGCUACAGGUGCGUGGUUUGUGAGUACUUUGGUAUUCAUCUUCAGUGUGUUUCAGCACCGGUUGCUUCUGGUUAUGCGCAUUAUGGUUCUGGGUCUAGUUCUGUUUCUGGUUUGGGUCGUGUUUUGUAUAGUGCGUAUCAGAAUCUAAGUUCGAAUCAAGGUGGUGGUUUUGGUGGUAAUGGUGGUGCAACAUAUGGUGACAAUGUAGCGGACAUUAUUGCUUACUUUGCAACCAGUUGGCUGAACGGGUGA
This is a messenger RNA of Gastrolobium bilobum, 717 nucleotides long. Its product is annotated as protein VACUOLELESS GAMETOPHYTES-like. The coding region runs from base 1 to 717 and encodes 238 amino acids. The transcript has a single exon. The record is from RefSeq and is a predicted model, not a curated record. NCBI's taxonomy places the organism in Eukaryota, Viridiplantae, Streptophyta, Magnoliopsida, Fabales, Fabaceae.